This is a messenger RNA of Gloeophyllum trabeum ATCC 11539, 1308 nucleotides long. RefSeq lists its product as uncharacterized. The coding region runs from base 1 to 675 and encodes 224 amino acids. The record is from RefSeq and is a predicted model, not a curated record. Lineage: Eukaryota; Fungi; Basidiomycota; Agaricomycetes; Gloeophyllales; Gloeophyllaceae. The transcript is spliced from 7 exons.
AUGAUUGCAGUCAAGACCAUACUGUGCCCACUUCUCGUUCUUGCGGGCGCUAGUGCUGCGGCAGUUGAGGAACGUCAAUUGCAGAGCAGCAUAGACUCUGCAGUUUCCGUUGCAACGUCUGAAGCUGCGAGCGCUGCCUCACUCGCGACGUCGCUCGCAGCCAGCGCAUACAGUCAGGCGACCUCACUGGCCAACAGUGUCUACUCGGAAGCCACGUCCUGGCAAGGCAGCGUGUACUCGGAAGCCACAUCCUGGGAUGGAAGCGUUGCCUCCGAAGCGACCUCCGCUGCUGGGAGUAUCUACACCGCCGCGACUUCCUUCGCUGGGAGCGUUUAUACGGAUGCCUCUUCGUUCGCCGGCAGCGUGUACACCGACGCUAGUAGCUUUGCUAACGGGGUGUACGAGACCGUGACCUCCGCAGAAGGACAAGCCUAUACUGUCGUAACAUCCAGAGGCGGCGAAGCUAUCACCCUCGCAGCAAGCGGAAGGACGACCACUUUUGCUGGUGCCACCUACACCGUAGCCAGUGGCAACGUGGCAGCCGCCAGCGGAUCCAAUACUCAGUCCCAGAAUGCUGCUUUGGGGCUUGCGUCGUUUACGAUGUCUACGCCCUUGCUCACAGGCAUGGUCGCUGUUAUCGGCGGCAUUAUGACUGGGGCAUGGGUUGUAUUCUGAAUUCAGUCUGGACAAACACCUUCGACGCACCAGACCCUGUCAGCUGUACACCAUCUUGUUUUCUCGGCCCCUCGACGAGUGAAAUGCCUCAUAGAUGACCGUUAGAACUAUGUAUGUAGAUGCUAUGUAAUACUAUAUACUGUAUUGCUCCUUCCGAUGUGACUGCCGGUGAUUAGAGUACUAUAUACGACGUCUACGAGCGUCCGUGCGUUGCAUUGAUAGUCCGUGAGUGCAUCAAACCCUAAUAGUCCAUCGUGGUACGCCAGCCUACCACGUCAACCACUCUCCGUACAUAUUCGGCCGCUCGCCGCGAAUGUAGGCCUCGAACGUCCUCAGGAUGACUGUGCUCCAGUCCAAGUCCCGCUUGUCAUCGGACACCAUAUCCUCCCUGUCCUCUUCGAAAUGUUUAGCUACUGCGGCAGACGACCGUGCGGCCCUCUCUGAUGAAUCAAAGCGAGGGCCGAGGUCUGGCCAGUUUCGAGCAGGGUCGAAAGGCCAGGACCAGAAGUCACUUCCAUGGUAGUGGUAUGAAUAGGCACCCUUGAAGAAACCGUGAAAGCCGACAGCACCCGGUUGAGCAUUCUGCUGUUGUGGUGUAGAGAAGAAAUCUCGGAAGCUCUCGAAAUAUGGCUG